Molecule: messenger RNA, 576 nt
Organism: Brassicogethes aeneus
Lineage: Eukaryota; Metazoa; Arthropoda; Insecta; Coleoptera; Nitidulidae
Source: the annotation of a GenBank genome assembly
GUUUAUUCUUGUUCAAGCUUUGACACAGUCAACAUGAUAAAACUGUUGUUGCUGCUGACCGCCGUUGUUUUUGCCUUAAGUGCGCCGCCUUCGUUCAGAGAGAAGAAAAACAAAACCAAGUACGAUUUCGAGCAAUUCGAUACGGUGUACGAUCAAAGACAAAACGGCACUGAAAAUUACAAAAUUAACGUUAACGGGGUGGUGCUGGUGUAUGCGCCCCCUCAAAGUUUGCUCCAAGCUGCUAUGAUGCUGGACCCAGCACUUUUUGAAGGUGAAUACCCUGAUGUAGGUGAGCUGUUGGGAAACAACCAUGAAAAACCAGCGGAAAUAUUUGUAAUUAAGCCUGAUAAACCCAGUACUACCACAACAAUAAAUCCUGUCACUACCACGACCACAGAAAAGCGCAAAACCACAACAACUGAGGCAUCCAGUGAGAUUACUCUAAAAGAAAAGCACGAAAAAAGGUCUUUCAAAGUUUAAAUUUAGUUUUUUUGUUUUUAUUUUUUAUUUUUUCAGGAAAUUUCGGUUACCAAGUUUUAUGAGACCCUUUAUGACCAAAUUAAAUUAAAUCAAUAA